CGCUAAACAAAUCUAUCAAGGUGUCUGAUCAUGGACCGCCGUACUUGGGCCCAGGAUGUGUUACGGUGUCAUCUCUGUGAGACCCCGGGCCCCCCUAUGUACUGUGACAUUUGUCAUAUACAUCUGUGUAAAGCCUGUGUGGGGGAACAUCUCUCUGAUGAAUCCAAAGAUCACAAAGUGGUAACAUUCAAAAAGCGGGGAUUCGCACCUGAAUGUUCCAAACAUUCUAAAAAAUUGUGUGAACUUUAUUGCGAACAAUGUAACAUUCCUAUUUGUGUGCAGUGUGUCUCCUCAGGUGAACAUAUAGGACACAAACAAGUUGAAAUUUUAAAAACCCUUCAAAGCAAGAAAGAUGUACUACAGAGAGAUUUAGAUGAAUUAGAGAAAUUGAUUUAUCCUAAAUACCAAGAGAUUGUAUCUAAUAUCCCAGUUCAGAAAGCUGAUCUGCAUCAAAACUCCAAAAAAUUAACAACAGCUCUAGACGAACAUGGAGAAGAUUUGCACAGAGAAAUAGACAUUGCCAUCAAGAAAAUGAAAUCUGACGUGAAUGAAAUGGAAUCCAAACACCUGGUAGUCCUUGAUAAGCAGGAAAAUGAAAUCAAAUACAGUAUUUCUGAAAUUGAACAGAGCAUUGCUGAUCUGAAGAAAUCACUCAACUCCAAUGAUGUCAGCCUUGUCUCUGCCUACAACUCCAGGGUUGCUGAAUUCAGAAGAUUGCCUCCUAAACUAACAGUUUCCUUACCAAGAUUCAUCCCUCAGAAGAUUAACAAAGAACAGAUUUAUCAGCAGAUUGGUUCUCUGUCAGCGUUAUCUAUUAAAACAAAAGAACAUGAUUACGCAAUGGAUUCUCCCGGUGCUGAGUCCUCUCCCCCGGGCAGACCGCUUAUUAAUGUACCACGGAUCAUCACAGAUAUAAACACAAAUUAUGGAGAAUCUAAUAGAUUACGCGGUGUGUCCUGUCUGAGUGAUGAUGAAGUAUGGACGUGUGGUGAGGACAACAUGAUGAGACUCUACAACAUCCACAGUAAACUAGUGAAGUCCAUCAAAACCAAGUCAAGGAACGGGCCAGAUGACAUAUCAGUGACACAGAGUGGUGAACUAGUUUAUACUGAUCCCGAUGAUAGAUCUGUGAACAUAGUGAAGAAUACACAGAUACAGACAGUGAUCAGACUACGGGGGUGGAUACCUGGCUAUGUCUGUAGUACCUCCUCUGGUGACCUCCUGGUUGUCAUGAUCACUGAUGAUAGGAAACAAUCAAAAGUUGUGCGUUAUUCUGGCUCAACAGAGAAGCAAACGAUUCAAUACAAUGACAAAGGACAACCUCUUUAUUCCUCAGAUUUCUCUGAUCAAAUUAUUUAUCCUAAACACAUCAGUGAAAACAAUAAUCUUGAUAUCUGUGUAGCUGACUUUAAAGCCGGUGCAGUAGUGGUAGUCAAUCAGGCUGGGAAACUCCGGUUCAUAUACACUGGUCCUCCCUCUAUUUCAAAGAAAUCAUUAAAACCAGUUGGCAUCACCACAGACAGCCAAAGUCGGAUCCUGACAGCAGACCGUAACAAUGACUUUAUCCACAUUCUGGAUCAAGACGGACAGUUCCUCCGCUACAUUGACAACUGUGAUUUAAAACUCCCAUACGGUUUAUGUGUGGACACCAGAGACAACCUGUUUGUGCCAGAGAGGGACACGGGUAAAGUGAAAAAAAUUCAAUAUGUUUAAACAAAUAAUAAUUAAUAAAAAAAAGUGACUGCAUUGACGAAAUUAUUUGUUUACAAGCUGUUUUUAUUUAUAAAAUAAUAUAAUAUAGAUGGUUGAUAUCUAAAAUGUACAUAUGUAUCUUCUAGUAUGUGUAUUUAAAGAGGUUCGUUCCUCUGUUUGUGGGUAGCCAUUUUGGGUUACCUCGAGUCUGAAAAUUAUGCAUCAUUUAUAAAUACUUCUUGAUAAUUCAUAUUUUAUAAUGCCAAAUAAACUAUUUUGAAGGAAAGAGUGAAGAUUUAUAGACUUUUGUAAGGGACUAUAUUUUGUGGUGGAAGGUUUUUUUUAAAGAAGAAAAUAAA
Messenger RNA from Magallana angulata, 2051 nucleotides. Its product is annotated as E3 ubiquitin-protein ligase TRIM71-like. Lineage: Eukaryota; Metazoa; Mollusca; Bivalvia; Ostreida; Ostreidae. Gene Ontology annotation, cellular component: nucleoplasm; chromatin. Gene Ontology annotation, biological process: positive regulation of DNA-templated transcription. The coding region runs from base 31 to 1713 and encodes 560 amino acids. The record is from RefSeq and is a predicted model, not a curated record. Gene Ontology annotation, molecular function: zinc ion binding; ubiquitin-protein transferase activity. The transcript has a single exon.